Molecule: messenger RNA, 2440 nt
Organism: Ctenopharyngodon idella (grass carp)
Lineage: Eukaryota; Metazoa; Chordata; Actinopteri; Cypriniformes; Xenocyprididae
Gene: col23a1b
Product: collagen alpha-1(XXIII) chain
Exons: 30
Coding region: 326-2029 (567 amino acids)
Source: RefSeq, a predicted model, not a curated record
ACAUACGCGCGCGCGCACAAUUCGCACACUGUCGGUUAUUGUUUUGUUUACGGUAGUUCAGCAGCGAGAAAAGGGGCUGACUAGAGACAUACUUCAGAGGGAAACAAUUUAACCUGGGUUCGAGACACAGAGGCGCGCGACCACCAGCUUGUCUCGCGCAGCAGACUUUCAGCAGUUCACGCUCUCUUCUAGUGUGCAUCACAUCGCAGCGUCUCCUGUCAGCCGCAGUUACGCCGAAGCCACAAACUCCACUUUACUGAAAAAAUAUCUACUCGUGUUUCAAAAAAGGAUUCAAGAACAAGGAUAAUUUUGUCAGAUAACCAUAAUGCCGAAAAUGGAUUCAACCGGGGAUUCAAAAGAUGUGUCAAAGACGUCAAACAGCAAUGGACAUCAUCACUCAUCACAAAUAUUUAAUUGCUUAACAACCCUCGUAUGUUUUAUGUUGUCGGCGUCUUCGGUGGCAGUUUGUCUGUUUAUGAACGUCAAAACUUCUCAUCUUGAGCGUAAAAUUGAGCUUCUGGAGAUGGAGAGACCGUCUGUGAUUCAACCUGUGCACGCGACACUGGAUGCGCACGCGACUCUUUGGGAUGCGAUAGAGAAACUCGUGCAAGAGAGACUCAAAGAGGGAGAGUCGAAAAUUCGCACAGCUCGAGAAGCAGCGCAAGAGUGCUCGUGUCCUCCAGGUCCUCCAGGAAAACGGGGAAGAAAAGGAAACCCUGGAAUUCCAGGCACUCCAGGACGAGAUGGCUACCCGGGUCCAUUGGGUAUGGAUGGUAAGCCUGGACCUCCAGGAUCAAAAGGCAGUCAGGGAAUGCCAGGACCAAAAGGAGAUAAGGGUGACCAGGGAGACAUUGGGCCCAGGGGACCACCGGCCUACGCUGCCUCUGCAGGCCUGCUCAGUAAUCAGAUUCUCACGGUUAAGGGUGAUCAAGGUCAGGCUGGUCCCCCAGGUCCCCCAGGACCUCCAGGAACACCUGGUCCCAGAGGGCCUCCAGGAAACACAGGCAGAGAUGGGCCACAGGGCCACCCAGGAGAGCCGGGUCUUCCAGGAAAAGAUGGAAAUGAGGGACCAAGAGGACCACCUGGCAUGCAGGGUACAGAUGGUGUUAACGGAAUGGCUGGACCACAGGGCCCUUCAGGGCCAAAGGGGGAUCAGGGUGCUCCAGGUACUGAGGGGAAAAAAGGGAUUGAUGGAUCCCCUGGCAUGAAGGGUGAAAAAGGAGAUGUUGGGGAUCCAGGACCCCAGGGUUUGCCUGGAGAGAAAGGAGCUACUGGCUUCACAGAAAAUGUUGAUCUGGCUGCUAGUUUCAAAGCACUGCAGGGGCCUCCAGGCCCUCCAGGACCUCCUGGAGAGCAAGGGCCAAAAGGAGAAAUGGGCUUACAUGGAGCGCCAGGACCUGAAGGAAAGCAGGGCUAUAAGGGAGAGAGAGGUGAUGCAGGAGAGCCUGGAGCAGCAGGAGCUAAAGGAGAAAAGGGGGAUAUUGGGCUCACAGGGCCUUCAGGGGCAGCAGGGCAAAAAGGAGAUAAAGGAGACUCUAGGCUUGAGGACAAUUUGGCCCAGAUUAUCUCUUUGCCUGGCCCACCAGGGCCUCCUGGACCCCCUGGGCCUGCUGGCUAUCAUGGAUUGCCUGGACUCAAGGGAGAGCCUGGUGAGGCAGUUAAAGGAGAAAAGGGGGAUGCUGGAGAGAGAGGUCCAGCUGGGCAACGGGGUCUUCAAGGCUAUCCAGGGUCUAAUGGCUUGGUAGGCCUGCCAGGUGCAAAAGGUGAAAAGGGAAAACAAGGUGAACCAGGAUUAGAUGGUUUCCCAGGGCUUCAAGGAGAAAAGGGGGACAGAGGAGACAGGGGGGAGAAGGGUGAGAGAGGCUCAAUAGGAAAGAAAGGUCUGAAAGGACAGAAGGGAGAGCAGGGACCUCCAGGGCUUGAUCAGCCUUGUCCUGUGGGGCGAGAUGGACUGCCCAUACCAGGAUGCUGGCAUAAGGACGAGGCUUCAGGGCAGGGUGGCAAGGCCAAGCACCCGUCUCAGCCCUAAAGGACACUGAAUGGGCUACAUGGAGUGAGAAUGCUUUGCCAAAGUUCAACUGGAUGUUUCAAAUGAAAGGGCUUGCCUGUACUACAGGGAGGAACGUGAUGUGGACAUUGCACUGGAAGUGUACUGGUGUACAUAUGGACAAAUCUGUACUCAGGAAACUCUUUUCACUUGGUCAAUAGGGAACAACAUACUAUUUUUUGUUCUAUUGCUCACUAAAAUACACCAGUGGAGUGGUGGGAAAAAGUAUAAUAACUGAUAUCAUGUAAAAGUUGCUUUAUGUCUUUGUCUGUUUAUAAGAAUCCUCACUGAAUAAAACUACUUUUGGUCUUUUAUUCAAUGAUCAUUCAUCCAUUCCUCAAUGAGCAUUAUAUGAAGUUUGUGUAAAUAAAAUGGAUAAUUUUUACAUCUGAA